Archocentrus centrarchus (flier cichlid) is the source of this 1545-nucleotide messenger RNA. Its product is annotated as ATP synthase subunit C lysine N-methyltransferase. The record is from RefSeq and is a predicted model, not a curated record. The transcript is spliced from 6 exons. Gene Ontology annotation, molecular function: protein-lysine N-methyltransferase activity. Lineage: Eukaryota; Metazoa; Chordata; Actinopteri; Cichliformes; Cichlidae. Bases 162 to 857 code for a protein of 231 amino acids. Gene Ontology annotation, biological process: positive regulation of proton-transporting ATP synthase activity, rotational mechanism; regulation of mitochondrial ATP synthesis coupled proton transport; peptidyl-lysine trimethylation. Gene Ontology annotation, cellular component: mitochondrion.
GAUGCAUCCUUAUCUCUCAGUGUCACUUGACCUAAAUAAACCAGUUCACUUCAAUUAGAAGAGAGAGUGAGAUAUUCACAUACAAGUAACAUUUUGGUUAUUACAGACCGCAGUUAUAUUUCCCCUUUAUUUAUUAUUAACCCCUCCUGCAACAGUUUGCGAUGGAAGACUCCAUUGAAGUGAUCCUUCAAGACCAUGACAGGGUCUUGUCUACCAACAGACCUCAUCCCAUCUUUUCAGCCUGCACAGGUGCUCUUCUCACAGGCCUGUAUGGAUUAUGGAGCCUCUUCACCAUACCAGGCUUCCGCAAAAUCCCGUGGAAGCUCAUGCAUAGAGCUCCAUGCAACAAUGUGGGAAGGAAGAAAGUGGUGCCCUAUUUGCCCUCCAGUAAAGAUCAGACAGCGAAUGUGAUGAAGCUGCUCGAGGGCAGAUCAGGUCGUUUAGCAGAUCUGGGAUCAGGAGAUGGAAGACUGGUGUUUGCAGCCUCUGCUGCAGGUUUCCAGUGCACAGGCUUUGAGAUCAACUCCAUUUUAGUGACAUAUGCUAGGAGCAAGGCCCGCUGGGCAGGAACACCCUCCGGGCAGGCAGUCUUCGUUAAAAAAGAUUUCUGGAAAACUGAUUUGUCUUCAUAUAAUAAUGUGACAGCGUUUCUUGCUCCGGGAGUGAUGGAGGUGCUCGGAGAGAAGCUGGUGAAAGAGCUUUCAGAUGACGCGCUUGUUAUCGCUUGCCGUUUUCCUUUCCCUAACUGGCCACAGCAGUUGUCCGCUGGUUCUGGACUUGACCAGACUUUUGCUUACGACAUCGGCACCGUGCGCUCGUACCUAAAAAAACGUGAACCAAACACAGUGAUGCAAUAAAUGACUGUGACUUAUCAGAACUGUCACUCAAAACAGCACUCAACCCUCCAGGGACUUUGUUCUUGGACAGUAAGUGCAAAAUAAUAUGAUAUGAAUCCCAGACAAAGAGAGCAUAAAUUGGUAGUCUGUCAGUUAUAAACGCUGACCCUGAGCGAUCUUUCAAAGAUGUCUCUAAACAAAGAAGGACUCUGACUAAGCAGCAAAAUGUCAGAAUGAUUUCACUUGACGCCUGCAGUAUUUUUUUUCAGUCUCUGCACUUUCAGAACCAAUGCAGUAUGAGCCAUAUUGCAGAAAUCCUUGCUGUAAAUGUUAUCAUGCAUCACUGUAAAGAAUAUGUCUGUGGCUCUUUGAGAGCUCUCCCACUGCAAAUAAUUUAAUUCCAGCAUCAGCUCUAGUAAACGUCCUCAUUAGCAUGCUGCAAGAGAUACUGUGAAUAGUUUUGUUUCACUUUGGUUUUGUGACGUUGAAGUUAAAUUCAAAUGCUGUGUUUACUUGUGUGUGUGUGUCUAUGUGUGUGCGUGUGUAUGUUUUAAAAUAAAUGUCUUGCUUGAAGUCAUUUUUGAGAUUGGUUUGUUGGGUCUUCCGACAAUACACCUAGUUAUGGCGCGCACAGCCACACUAUAACCAUAAGUGGACAUCUGAGCUCUUUGCAAUACAGAGAUGCAUGCAUUUUAUUAUGAGAGCUAUG